Priapulus caudatus is the source of this 1898-nucleotide messenger RNA. RefSeq names its product intraflagellar transport protein 52 homolog. The record is from RefSeq and is a predicted model, not a curated record. Bases 221 to 1633 code for a protein of 470 amino acids. Lineage: Eukaryota; Metazoa; Priapulida; Priapulimorpha; Priapulimorphida; Priapulidae. The transcript is spliced from 12 exons. Gene Ontology annotation, biological process: cilium assembly; intraciliary transport. Gene Ontology annotation, cellular component: centriole; intraciliary transport particle B; cilium.
ACCUCGUAACCUCGUAAAUAUUAGUCUUCAAAAUCCAAGAGAUCAUAUCGAAGACGAAAAGAGACAAAGUUGAUCAAAUAGGCAUUGACACAAUUUUGGCCUGUAAGCCGAAGGCCACCGUAACCUCAGAAGAACGUUGCAUUUUACAAAACGCAGACUCGCAGUGCCAGUGGCUGGAGGUACGGCAACCGUAUCUUAAAUUGUCUCGAGGCUACGGAACAUGGAUACCAAAGAUAAAGAAGGUGUAGUGCUUAUAAAUGCGUCCAAGAAAGAGCUGUGCACAAUUCACAGUGGUUUCAAGUCUCUACAAAGAAAACUUAAAGGGGAUUUAAAAGUUGCAAGCAACAAAGAUCCGAUAAACAAUGCAACUCUAUCACAUGCUAAAGUCUUUGUCUUGGGUGGAUCACGAGAAAUGUUCACAGCAUCGGAGUUGGAGUCACUCAAGAACUACAUAGAUAAUGGAGGCAGUAUGUUAAUCAUGAUGGGAGAGGGCGGAGAACCAAGAUUUGAGACAAAUAUCAACUACCUAUUGGAACAGUAUAAGAUAAUGGUCAACUCUGAUGCCGUAGUCAGAAAUGUCUACUAUAAAUACUUCCACCCGAAGGAGGCGCUUGUUUCUAAUGGGGUGCUGAAUCGCGCUAUCAGCCUGGCCGCUGGAAAGGUGGUUGUAACGGGGGAAGACGACUCUCUUAAUUCACAGGCACUCACAUUUGUGUAUCCAUUUGGUGCGACUCUAAAUGUGCAGAGACCUGCGGUGGCUGUACUAUCAACAGGCAGUGUGUGUUUUCCUGUUAACAGACCGGUGUGCGCGUUGUACACAAAUAAGCACCAAAGCGGCAAGAUUGCUGUUGUUGGCUCUACCUACAUGUUUUCGGACAGCUACAUUGAUAAGGAGGACAACAACAAGAUCCUGGAUGUCAUCUUUCAGUUCCUAACGACCGACGAAGUGCAGCUGGAUGAGAUUGAUGCAGCCGAUCCUGAGAUAGCGGACUACAACUUUAUGCCGCACACUGGGGAGCUUGCAGAGGAACUGAAAGCCUGCCUACACGAGAGUGAGGACGUGCCACGAGAUUUCACUCAACUGUUCGACAGCGCCCUCUUUCAGCUCGAUACGUCACUAGUCCCAAAGAUAAUACGUGCCUACGAAGAGCUACAUGUGAAGCACGAACCACUGACCCUCAUCACACCUCAGUUUGAGACACCAUUGCCACCACUCGAUCCCGCUGUGUUUCCUCCUCAAUUCAGAGAACUGCUGCCCCCUCCACUCGAACUAUUUGACCUCGAUGAGAGUUUCUCCUCAGAGAAAGUUAGGCUGGCACAGCUGACAAACAAAUGUUCGGAUGAUGACAUCGACUACUUUGUGCGAGAGUGCGGAGACAUUAUGGACAUCACGAACAGCCUGCCCCAGGGCAAGCGCACCUCCAAACACGUGCUGGAGUUUGUUCUUAAUCAGCUCGUCGAGUACAAGAAAAUCAACCAGGGUUAUCCAUCACACACUGAGAUGGACUACGCGUCACAUAUUGGGUCUCCGCAGCAACCAGUGACGCCACCGUCCCGGCCCGUGUCGCACACGCGCUCGCCACAGUACGACACGCUGGGAUCCGUCCCUCAGGCCUACUCCCCUCUGACGUAGCGCCCGGCAGUGUUACUGCACACACACAGCCAAGACUGCCUUCACCUUUGUUUGAGCAGUGUGUGAGUCGAAGAUCCGUCCAGUGCGUCAGGAACAUUUCGCUGAUUGGCACAGAUUAUAUUGCCGCUGUCACUCAUUGCCGCUGUCACUCAUUGCCGCUGUCACUCAUUGCCGCUGUCACUCAUUGCCGCUGUCACUCAUUGCCGCUGUCACGCAUUGCCGCUGCGACUCAUUGCCGCUGUCACGCAUUGCCGCUGUCACGCAU